AUGGCAGCUGUUUCAAAUGCUCAAACAGAAGACCCCCAUCUGGGCUCAGGGCCGGAUGAUGACUCCUCAGAGGUGUUCACAUCUGGAGAGGAUUCCGACGCUGAGAGCAUUUUCUCUGAUGACUCGGUCCUCCCUGAUUACAAAUGUGAGGAAAGGGGAGAGUGUGGUGCUGCUACCACGCUGUACCAGGCUUGCGCCAGAAAUGAAGCCCUGACACUCCGUCAGGUACUGGAGAGAGGUGUCACCCGUGAGGAGGUCAUGGAGGUGGACAUCAAUGGCUGGAAUGGACUAAUGGUGGCUGCUUACAAGGGCUUUGUGGAGAUCGUUUCUGGACUCCACAGCUGUCCAUACCUAGACAUCAACCACCAGGACAAUGACGGAAACACGGCAUUAAUGAUUGCAGCACAAGCAGGUCACAUCACCAUUUUGAACUACAUCCUGAACUAUUAUGCUGGGGCAGACAUGGAGAUCCGGGACACACGUGGCUUCACGGCGCUCAUGAAGGCGGCUAUGCAGGGACGCAGCGAGUGUGUGGUUGCACUCAUCAUGGCCGGUGCAGAUCUGAAUGCUGUGGACUCCCAACGAGGGAAGUGCGCAAGAGAAUGGGCGCUCAAGACAGCCCGCUUUGAGACAUUGCAGAAGUUCCGGAAGCUGACCCUGCAGCCUCGUGCUGAUCAGUUCUGCGAGAGCUAUGUCCCUGAGUGGCCGGAGCUCAAAAAUCUAGUGGCCAAGGCCAUGGCCACCAAGACCAGAGGGGAGCGACUCUCCCAGCAGUUGCGCUCCACAUUUUCUUUCAGCUUUCCACAGGACCCCCAGAACAAUGGCGUGCUGGACCACAUGGUGCGCAUUACUACCAGCAUCCACAGUCCCCUAGUAGUCACCGGCUGUCGCCCACUCUGUCCUACCAGUCCCCCGGAGGUGGGCAAGAGGCGGUUGGCUGUCCCUGAGCUGGCUCUAAAGUAUUCGCAGAAAGAGCUGGAGGAGCAAUGUGUGCAGCACAGCCAAAGCUCCUUCUCCUCUGCGAUGCCCUCAAGCAGCUCCACCACCUCCAACACUGCAGUCUCCUGCUGCAAGGACACAGAGAGGAGGGGAAGCGCACUCUCUAUAGCCUCAAGUGGGAUGCAAAGCUUCAUCCCACGGGGCACGGGCCGUCGAAAUAGUGUGUUCCCUUCUGGCUGUAUUCCCCAGAUCAAAGUGACCAAAUCGGGGGAACCUACACCAAAGAAGGAGAAGAAGGGAAAGAUGUCUAAGCGCCACCUGGAGCCACCCAAAUGGAAGUACAAAGAAGCCAAAGAGGAGAAAAAGACGGAGAAGAAAAUGGCUGAAAAUGCAAAGACUUGUAGUGACACGUCUGAGAAGAAGAAAAAAAAAAAGUGA
This is a messenger RNA of Scleropages formosus (Asian bonytongue), 1377 nucleotides long. It is a transcript of the gene ankrd33ab, whose product is annotated as ankyrin repeat domain 33Ab. NCBI's taxonomy places the organism in Eukaryota, Metazoa, Chordata, Actinopteri, Osteoglossiformes, Osteoglossidae. Bases 1 to 1377 code for a protein of 458 amino acids. Gene Ontology annotation, molecular function: protein binding. The record is from RefSeq and is a predicted model, not a curated record. The transcript is spliced from 4 exons.